This is a messenger RNA of Menidia menidia (Atlantic silverside), 1068 nucleotides long. The record is from the annotation of a GenBank genome assembly. Lineage: Eukaryota; Metazoa; Chordata; Actinopteri; Atheriniformes; Atherinopsidae.
AUGGAGAACAGCACCAGGUGGCCAGACCUUCAGACUUUCCAGCAAAACAGCAGCUCAUCAGACCCGUUCUCCUCCUUCCUCGUGCCUCUACAGGAUUUACCGACUUCUCCAGCGCCCCCGCCCCCGGUGAUUUCCCCUAACAUGCCUUACAUGGCGGCCGAGCUCAUCAUCGCCUUUCUCUCCACAGCCGGCAAUUCGCUGGUCUGCGCCGCCGUGGGCCUCAACCGCAAGCUCCGCACGGUCACCAACUACUUCCUGGUCUCGCUGGCGGUGGCCGACAUCUGCGUGGGCGCCAUCGCCAUUCCAUGCGCCAUCCUGACCGACGUGGGCCUGCCGCGGCACAACCUGUACCUGUGCCUGCUCAUGCUCAGCGUUCUGAUCAUGUUCACGCAGAGCUCCAUCUUCAGCCUCCUGGCGGUGGCCGUGGAGCGCUACGUGGCCAUCUUCAUGCCUUUCCGUUACCAGGUCCUGAUGACGUCUCGGAACGCCGUGCUCGUGAUCCUCGCCACGUGGCUGCUGGCGUUCCUCAUCGGGCUGGUGCCUCUGAUGGGCUGGCACAAGACCCCGCCCGACUCCGGCUACUGCUUCUUUGUCCUGGUGGUGGACAUGACCUACAUGGUCUACUUCAACUUCUUUGCCUGCGUGCUGGCGCCCCUGCUCUUCAUGUUCUUCAUCUACGCCAAGAUCUUUGUCACCGUCAAGCAGCAGGUGCGGCGCAUCGCGCCCGAGCGCCAGAGCAGGGACGCAGCUAGCGUGCGCCGGGAGAUGAAGAUGGCCACGUCCUUGUUCCUGGUGGUCUUCCUCUUCACGGUCUGCUGGAUCCCGCUUCACGUCAUCAACUGCUUCCUGCUGCUGUGUCCGCACUGCCACGUGCCCCUGGAGCUGCUGCUGACCGCCAUCAUCCUGUCCCACGCCAAUUCGGCCGUCAACCCUUUCCUCUAUGCGUACACCAUGACAGCUUUCAGGGACACGUUUAAGGCCAUUUUCCUGUGCUGCACAACCCUGGGGAACAGGGGGGCGCUAAACAGGUCCAGCAGCGGUGCGGAUACGAGCAGCCGACCCGAAUGA